This is a messenger RNA of Aspergillus candidus, 1665 nucleotides long. RefSeq names its product TATA-binding protein-associated factor TAF6. Gene Ontology annotation, molecular function: transcription coactivator activity; RNA polymerase II general transcription initiation factor activity; protein heterodimerization activity. Gene Ontology annotation, biological process: RNA polymerase II preinitiation complex assembly; transcription initiation at RNA polymerase II promoter. Gene Ontology annotation, cellular component: transcription factor TFIID complex; SLIK (SAGA-like) complex; SAGA complex. The transcript has 3 exons. NCBI's taxonomy places the organism in Eukaryota, Fungi, Ascomycota, Eurotiomycetes, Eurotiales, Aspergillaceae. The coding region runs from base 223 to 1560 and encodes 445 amino acids. The record is from RefSeq and is a predicted model, not a curated record.
GUUGAAUUGGGUGCAAGGUGCUCCAUCACCAUCUAUAGAGGGUUCCAGAAUGCGUCACUGCUGUGUUUUGCCCUAACGGUCCUUUUACUACGACCUCCAUCUCCCACCUGCGAUCCACGCUUAUCACCGACCCAUCCUACUCCUAGCAGCUGCCACCAGUAGGAUCCUAUCUACCAGCCACUCUCGUCUCCCUCUCUACACACCCUUGAAGAUCCACCCACCAUGUCGGUCUGGAACCCCGACAACAUCCGCGACGUCGCCGAAUCCGUCGGCAUCGUCAACCUCAACAACGACGUCACGGAGAACCUCGCCCGCGACGUCGAGUACCGCAUCGCGCAGGUGCUCGAGGAAGCCCUCAAGUUCAUGCGCCACGGCCGCCGCACGCUGCUGACGACGCAGGAUAUCGCGCACGCGCUGCGCGUGCUGGAUGUUGAGCCGUUGUAUGGGUAUGAGACGACUAGGCCGUUGCGCUUUGGCGAGGCGUCGCUGGGACCGGGCCAGCCGCUGUUUUAUGUCGAGGAUGAGGAGGUCGACUUUGAGAAGUUGAUUAAUGCGCCGUUGCCGAAGGUGCCGAGGGAGAUUGCUUUUACUGCUCACUGGCUCGCCGUCGAAGGCGUCCAACCAUCCAUCCCACAGAACCCUACAGCCGCCGACUCGCGCAACCUCGAACUCAUGUCCAAGGGACCGAACGCGAACUCGACCCUCGCCGCCAUGAGCGGCAACGGCAACGUGGCCGUCAAACCGCUCGUCAAGCACGUGCUGUCCAAGGAGCUGCAGCUGUACUUUGAGAAGGUGUGCGGGGCGUUUUUGGACGAGUGUAGCGAGGAGUACCGCACGUCGGGAUACUCGAGUCUGCGCGAGGACCCCGGCUUGCAUCAGCUCGUGCCGUACUUUGUGCAGUUCAUCUCGGAGAAAGUCACGCAUGGCAUGAAGGAUAUUUUUGUUCUGACGCAGGUGAUGCGGAUGGCGGAGGCGUUGGUGCAGAAUCAGUCGCUUUAUGUGGAUCCUUAUGUCGCCUCCCUCGUCCCCUCCAUCCUAACCUGCCUGAUCGGCCGCCAACUCGGCGGCAACGCCGACCUGUCGGAGCAGCUGGCCCUGCGGGAUCUGGCCGGGUCGAUACUGGGCCUCAUCGCUCGCAAGUACUCGCACGCAUCGCACACGCUCAAACCCCGGCUGGCCCGCACCUGUCUCAAGACCUUCCUGGACCCGUCCAAGCCGUUCGGCGCCCACUACGGGGCCAUCAUCGGGCUGCACGCCGUGGGCGGCGUGGAGGCCGUGCGGGUGUUGAUCCUGCCCAACUUACCCACCUACGGUAGCCUUCUGCAGGAGGGUCUGGCGGACGAAGGGGCGCGACGCCCCGAAGCAGAGAAGGUGCUCGAACUGCUGGUCGGGGUCCUGGGCACGUUGCGCGAGGGCGGUCCGGCCUUGGCCAACGGACACCAUGGCACAGUGACGGACGAUCUGCAGACGCAGCUGACGAAUCGGGUGGGAGAGUUUCUGGCCGGUCAGAUCUCUGAGGGGGGGGAUGUACAGCUGGCGCAUGCAAUUGUGGAUGCAUGAUCUCUUGCUUUCUUUCCCCCUUUCUUUUCUUCGAUCUCGUUUCUGUCUCCAUCUGGUCAAUUGUAGGCGAUGGAAUGGGUGCAUUGGCGUUUUGGAUUGGGACUU